AUGAAGUUGACUGAACAUCUCUUAAAUAUUGACAGAGACAUUUAUGAGCAAGCUGAACGCAAUCAGUUCUUGAAAGAAGUUGGCACUCUUCAAAUUAAGCCUGAAAAUCUCAAAGCCUGGCUCAUCCAAGAUAGGUUUUACACAGGUGGUUAUAUCAAAAUGAUGGGUCUUAUGAUCUCUCGUUUAUCCCUCUAUGAAGAUCAGCGUGAGCUAGGCGACAAUGAUCCUUUUUGGUCACAGGAAAAGGCACAAAAUAUCCUCAGAACCUUAUCCUUUGCGUUAUCCAACGUGCAUCGCGAAAGCGAAUUCUUUACUGAUCUUUUAAGCAGGGAGCCAUAUCGUCACUGCAAAGUUCCCGAGCAACAAAGAGCCUGGACAACUAAAUACUUUGAAUAUGUCAAGCGUAUUACUCUAGAAGGUGGACAUGACCUUGGUGAGCCUCUUGUUGCCCUUUGGCUUAUGGAAAUCAUGUUCUAUGAUGCUUGGAGUUUUGCCAAGUCUAUCAAUAAUAGUUUAGGUGAAGGAAAGGAUGGAAAGGAUUCACAGGACGUUCACAUUCAAACAUGUCACGAAUUGAUGGAAAACUGGACUUUAGAGGAAUUUAAGGAAUUUGUGGAUGACUGUGGGAGCCUUGUGGAUGCGCUUGACAUAAGCGAUCCACGUCGUAUGGCCAGUUACGAGAAAGUGUAUAAGGAAGUUUUGGCUCUUGAAGUUGAUUUCUGGAAUAUGGCUUAUAACUUUGAUGAAAAAUAA
Molecule: messenger RNA, 753 nt
Organism: Mycotypha africana
Lineage: Eukaryota; Fungi; Mucoromycota; Mucoromycetes; Mucorales; Mycotyphaceae
Exons: 1
Coding region: 1-753 (250 amino acids)
Source: RefSeq, a predicted model, not a curated record